UUAGAAUAAAAAAGAAAAAAGAAGGGAAGAACUGAAGGGUGAUCCAAAAUUGGAAAAUGGUGCAAACCGGGAAACAUGCGUCCGAAAAUAAGGAAAGUAAGCAAAUUGCCACUGCCACCUACCUCUUUCUUCACUCUGUUUCUCUACCAUCUUCAAUGCCAUUAAUCUCUCUCUCUCUCUCAUUACCUAACAAAAGUUAUGCCUUUUUUCUCUCUUUGAUCUCAAAUGUGGCAACUUCUCUUAGGCGCAGCUGUAGCAGGAUCCACCGGUCUCCUUGCUAAACACCUCUUUAACCUCAACCCCAACAACCCCAUUUCUCAAGAUACCACAAACUCCAAUCUUGAUCAAGAAAAACAAGAUCUUCAUCUCCAAAAUGGGUUUUUGGAACCUCGGUCUGAGAGUAAUUGGGAGGAAAAACAGAAGCAAGAUGGGAUCUUUAGAUUUUCCAGUCCUGAGUCUAAUGGAAAAACUGGGGUUAAAGCCAAGGAUAGGAACUUGAGGACAAAAGUUGUUUCGAAGAAGGCUGAGAAGAGAUCAAGUGGUGGUGGUGUAGAGGUGAAUAGAAGGAAGUUUGCUGUCUGCUUGAAGAAGAGGAGAACUGCUAAGAAUGUGGCUUAUAAAUGUGGAUCAUGCCCUUCUAAAGAUAGCUCUGUAUUUCGUCGGGGACUUGGCUUUGGUCUCAUGUACAUGAUGUCAGCUGGGAAGGCUGAGAUCAAUAAACUGAACUCAGCCAUGGAGGAGACUACAAAAGUGGUUCAGGAGUUAAAAACUGAGCUAUGCAAAAGAAAAUCAUCUUGCAAUCUACAAGCUUCAAAUUCUGCAAAUGAAGUUGCUACUAGCUCAAAGAAAUUUAGUGGCAAGAAUAUGCAGUUGCUGAUUGAUAAGUACAGAGACCAUAAUGAGAUCAAAGUAUGCAGCCUGCCGGUAAUUGAUGAUGGUGAAUAUGCCUGUAGUAUUCUUACUGAAGAGCCAGAACCGGAGCCAGAGCUGGUGGAAAUGGAUCAACUAGGGGCAGAGCUCGAGUCAGAAUUGCAAAAAUUGACUGAGACUGAAGUUUCAGCCAAAAGUUUGCAUGAGUCAGUGGGGCAGAGGUUUGAUUCAUACCAGUGCCAGGGAGUAUUGCCCUCUGAACUAGAUCAGAAGCUGUGCCAUUUGCUAAUUGAGCAGCAGGAAAACCAAAUUGAGGAGCUAGAAUCUGAAUUAAAUUUGGCUCAAUCCAAACUCGGCGAGAAGGAAGCUGAACUCCAAGCACUAAAGGAUUGUGUUAGACGCCUGACUAACUUCUCUCUGUCAACAGUCUCAGAUGAUGAUACCGAGUUCCAAGAGAAGCAAGGAUGCAUGAACGAUCAGGAUUGCCAUAGUGGAUCUGAGACAAGGAAAUCAUUCGUUGGUAUGAAAAGACCUAUCGAGUCCUGAGUGCAAUUAAGAUGCAUGAUUACCAUAUUUUCCAUGGCCAAGAGCUAAAAGGUAAUCCAUAGGCAAUCAUCAGAUGCCAUCAGAAAACAAUACCAAUGGGGUAGGUCAUAGCAUUCUAAACUCUAGCUUUACAUAUUCCCUGUGUAUCUCCUGGACCCUUCAAUAUUAUUAUACUCUGUAGUAUCAGAAACCAAAGAAAUAGUAAUCUGUUUAUUGCAUUCUGUCUGAAUAUUUUAGUAGGAUAUGUUUAUAUUUUUUAUACCUGUUGUCUGUCUGGAGCUCAACUCUCUUCACCAAGUGAUGUCAUUCCUACUGACUUAGCAAGUUUGCCUGCUUCUUGGUCAAGCUCUUUCUUGAGUGCCAGAUAUAGGAAACCUGAAAUCAUAGUUGACUUUUUUGUUGUCAUGUUGGGAGAGAAAAUUACUAAUGUGUCCAUUCAUAUUUGAUCUGAGUGUACCAAAGGGUAAUGUUGGAAGCGAGCAAUUGUAGAUUAAUUUAUAGGGCGGUGGUGGUUGCUUGUGCAGAGACAGAUACAAGAUUGG
Molecule: messenger RNA, 1958 nt
Organism: Durio zibethinus
Lineage: Eukaryota; Viridiplantae; Streptophyta; Magnoliopsida; Malvales; Malvaceae
Source: RefSeq, a predicted model, not a curated record